GCACUCUGACACCACACUGGAGUAUAUGGUGCUUUCACCCACCCUGAGAUUGUAACGCCAGCAGAAGGCAGACCAUGGACAGUGGUAAACAGGUGAAGGUGACGGUUGUUUUGAGUCUUCCCUUCAUUUUCCAGCUGUGCACAGGCAACAAUGUCACUGACUACUAUGACGCCAACGUCACUGUCGAUUACAACAUGUUCGAGACUCUCUGUGAGAAGGCCGAAGUCCGGAGCUUCCGUGCCGCAUUCCUCCCAACUAUGUACUCGCUCAUCUGCAUCGUUGGGCUUUUGGGGAACGGGCUGGUGAUGCUGACCUACAUCUACUUCAAGAGGCUUAAGACGAUGACCGACAUCUACCUGCUGAACCUGGCCUUGGCGGACAUCCUCUUCCUGCUGACGCUCCCCUUCUGGGCCACGAGCGCAGCCAAGUACUGGAUUUUUGGGGAGUUUGCCUGCAAAGCCGUCUACUGCAUCUGCAAGAUGAGCUUCUUCAGCGGGAUGCUGCUGCUCCUGGCCAUCAGCAUUGACAGGUACUUCUCCAUUGUCCAGGCUGCCUCCGCCCACCGUCUCCGCUCCCGCAUGAUCUUCAUCAGCAAGAUCACGUGCUUCUCCAUCUGGAUCCUGGCCUUUGUCCUCUCCAUCCCAGAACUGGUCCACAGUGGAAUGAACGCAUCCGAGACCCCCCGCUGCUCCAUCAUCGCCACCACCGACUUGCACAAGUUCGACACUGGCAUCAAAGUGUCCCAGAUGGUCUUUGGCUUCCUAGUACCCCUGUUGGUCAUGUCCGUCUGCUACUUUGUCAUCGUCAAGACCUUGCUCCAAGCCCGUAACUUUGAGAAGAACAAGGCCAUCAAGGUCAUCAUCGCUGUGGUGAUAGUCUUCGUCGUCUUCCAGCUGCCUUACAAUGGCGUCAUGUUGGCCAAGACCAUCUCAGCUUUCAACAAUACUGACAGCCAGUGCGAGAAGAGUAAGCAGCUUGACGUGGCAGACGACGUGACCUACACUCUGGCCUGCUUCCGCUGCUGCCUCAAUCCCUUCCUCUAUGCCUUCAUUGGCGUCAAGUUCCGCAAUGACCUCGUCAAGCUUCUCAAGGAGCUGGGUUGCCUGAGCCAGGAUCGGCUCUGGCAUCUGUCGACUUGCAGGGAGAACAGGCGGUUCUCCUUUGCUAUGGAGACCGAGACAACCACCACUUUCUCACCAUGAGGGGUGUUCUGUGCCUGCUUUGACUGAGCCAGGGCUGGGGUAUUCCUGCAUCUUGCAGCCCUCUUGAAUUACUGAUUUGAGCAGGGCCAGCCUCACCUUGGCCGGAGAGCUGUAUCAGCGCAGAACAAAACCUAUUAACUUCCCCACAUUUCAGGAAAUCCAGGUAGGUGGGAGAGACUCGGCUAAGGCUACUACAAAGUACUAAGCUGGGGAGCAAUUAGACCUCAUGUUAAUUGUUCCAUUUCCCUUCAGUUCCAUUUGGGCAUCAUUCCUCAUUGCUCCAAUAUAAAACCUUUUUCUUAUUUGUGUUACAGCUGAGCUCUCUGGAGCACCUCCUUGCUUUGAAUGCCGCAUUUAACAAGACUGCAUUUUGCUCUUUCUUACACACACAAACUUUGUAGCACUGAUCCAGCUAGUAAGACAGAAUGUGACUAAGCCAUGCCUCAAACUCCAAGCUCAGCACAAUACAUGGUAUAAGCUAGCAUUGACUUCUGAUUCUUGAUUAGGCUUCAGUUGCUUGAAUGCUGGAAUGAAUCAGUAUCCCUAGCAUGCCACUCCCAGUUCCUUCCUCCCCACUCCAAAAGUCAGAUUUGCAUAAUUAACCCUAAAACUACAGAUUUUUAAAAUGAGUAAGUUUGAUAACAGUCACUGUUAAUGCAAAAUCUCGAAAGUUUGUUGGGGGAAACAAUGGCUUUCAAUUCACUUUGCUUGUGCUGGGAUUUUGGG
Molecule: messenger RNA, 1928 nt
Organism: Mauremys mutica (yellowpond turtle)
Lineage: Eukaryota; Metazoa; Chordata; Testudines; Geoemydidae
Gene: CCR7
Product: C-C motif chemokine receptor 7
Exons: 3
Coding region: 75-1202 (375 amino acids)
Biological process (GO): immune response; G protein-coupled receptor signaling pathway; inflammatory response
Cellular component (GO): membrane
Molecular function (GO): C-C motif chemokine 19 receptor activity; chemokine (C-C motif) ligand 21 binding; chemokine (C-C motif) ligand 19 binding
Source: RefSeq, a predicted model, not a curated record